AUGUCUAAGAGAAGCCAACCGGGUCAGAAGGACCAGUGCUCGGCUGGUCCUAUGGCGCCUGGUACAGCUGAUCCUCGGAACGACUCAGGAGGUGGUAGUAAAACUGUGCAGGAGGGAUCUGUCAAGUCUGCCACCGAGAGCACAAUAGAGCGGCUUGGGACUCAGCCAAUAAGUUCACUUCUUUGGGGGACAUCCAUACCGUACCUUAUCACCAAUCUUCUGAACGCUGUUGCCUACUUUUCAGACUACAAUAUAGCCAUUUUUUAUACGGGACUCGAAGGCCUCCGUGCUCAGGCUAUUCUCUAUGGAAGUGACCUUCUCUUUGUUAUUGUACCGUGCCAGGCCUUUGCAGGCGUCGCAGUUAACAUGCUGAGUCCUGCCUUGGCUGCCAACAAAGUCAUCAUGGCCAAUGUGAUUUUCAGCCACUACGUUCUUGCAUCUAUGUUCUGGGCCGUCCUGAUUUGCGCUAUCAUGGUCCCGUUAGGACAUCGAUUACUCUCAGGGGUGGACUUGACCUGGGGAACGGAAUUUGGUUCAUAUUACAAGAUAAUGUUCGGCCUGGGCGUCUUCUUAACUCCUUUUAGCAUCGGGUUUGGAAAUUUCCUUGCUGCGGAGAAUCGCUGCUUUCUGAACAUCAUGCGCUCUCUCGCCCUCUCCAUCCUCUUUGUGCUCUUUGACCAGCUUUACUACUUCUAUUUCAAGAUGGUAUAUCCCGAAGGAACCUUUAUCUUACACGCCUCUGCAUGGAGCUUUGUCACUGCACACUCUCUGGUAGCUGUUUGGAUGCUGUUUAUAAUGUUUCGCAAAAGCAUCUUGGAUAUGCCUCUCAAGGGAGUACUUAAGCUCAAUUUAGGUGUCUUUUACAAGUAUCCCUGUUGCUAUAAGAAGCCUGACCCUUUUGUUUUUAAUUGGAAGCUGUUUCUGGGGAUUGUUUUAGGGGCGCUUGGGCCCUACUUUGGCAUUGCCAGAUUGGGCAUGCUCCUUAUCAACACUAGUGCAUCUUUAGGAAAGUAUUACACGUCUGAAUAUAAGCUCCAGCUCAGCAGGGCGUCUUAUCUUACUUACGCUCGCUUCCUUGACCUAUACGGCUCAGUCACAGAAGCCUUUAUUAAAGGAUUUUCGGCAGUUGUCUCCUACAAUAUAGCCACCAAGCGCUAUGGCCGUGCUAGCGAAAUAAUGAUGGCAACAGCCCUUUGGAGCACGGUCCUUACUGGUGCCUUAGCUGCUGUGUCCCUGGUCUUUCAAAAGCAGCUCAUAUCGUUUCUUCAGCCAAACAUGAAAAACGUUCUUUCCACCGAGGACUAUCUAAUUUUCCAAUCCUAUUUGCCCAGUCUUCAAAAGUUUUUCCAAAUGGCAAUUUUGUCCUGCAUUUGGAUGUCUCCCUACUACAUUGUUAUUAUUCUUUCUACAAUUGAAAAGAAGAUAGCCAUUUCCAGCGUGCUUUCUACGACUAGAACUGUAGCAUCUAUGGUAAUGGUCUCAAUAACCUCUAGCUUCAUUCAGGACGAUGUCGACUGCAGUUUCAUCCUUGCUCUGGGAGAGGGGGUCGUAGGCGCACUGGGAAUUAUCUUCUUCGUGUACUACAUUCUGAAGUACAAGUAUUUCGCCGCUGUCGAGGAAUACCGAAUACUGACCCAUAGCUUAGAUGCACAGCUGGGUCUGAUAGAUGACUUGGAAGAGGACAGGCCUAAUUCUGACAUAACUAGUAAAAUACAGGAAAACACGAUGGUGACUGAGCUUGCAGAGUCCAUCAGAAACGCCAGUUUCGACGAAAUGCCCUUAACGGCACGUUCAGGGGUGUCUGUUACCAGCAAUAGAACACACGAUACGUUAUCUUCCACUCGGCGCCUAAUGCACAUCAGGCAAGAACUUUUGAAUAACCAGGGCCGGAGUAGACCCGUUUCAGGGAUUUCCUCGCACUCUCAUGCAAGUAGGCUGACAAGAAACCCCAUGGCUCAGAUUACACUGGCUAUUCCAGAAGAUAGAGAAGGAGUAAUUUACAAUGAUGAAGACGGGGAAGGAGGCUCUGCCAUCAACCAAACUGAAUGGGACCAAAUACGUAAAGCUUACAGAGACGAACUGGAUAACGAGCUCGACGAUCUCAUCAACUUUGAGAAGAAAAGGCAGAGGCUCAGUGCAGAGGAGCAAAAAGCUGCUCGCUUACAAAAACGGAUGGAAGCUAUGAAUAAGCGAGAGCGAUCCCAUAUGUCUUCUACUCCCAGAACAUCCAGGCCAUCACGCCAUAGUUCUGCAAGAAGUAAGUCUAAUGUGUUGGACUAG
This is a messenger RNA of Giardia duodenalis, 2280 nucleotides long. Its product is annotated as DinF protein. The coding region runs from base 1 to 2280 and encodes 759 amino acids. Lineage: Eukaryota; Fornicata; Diplomonadida; Hexamitidae. The transcript has a single exon. The record is from RefSeq and is a predicted model, not a curated record.